GAGCCACUGACCAGCAUAUGCAUAAAACAUUAAAUCGGGCUUGUCAUACACACUUUCUGAGAGUUUGAUUCUACCAGCGAUCCCAUUCACUCAUACAAAUUCAAUACAACUGUGUUGCCAUCUCCUGGCUGUCCGAGACAUCAGCCCUCAAUAGCCUGCCAUGCAGAUAGACAGCCGAUCUCUUCGCUCGCAAUCUCCGAUAUCCCAUCUCCCAAACGAGAUUCUCACUCAUAUCUUCUUCUUCCUGCGAUUGGACACCCGACGCAAACAUGAAGAUUGGUCUAGAUUGACAGUUACGCAUGUUUGUCGACUUUGGAGAGAGGUGGCCCUUUGUUGCUCACACCUCUGGUCUGAGGUCACGUCUAUCCGACACCUUGACGCUAUACAAGAACUAGUUCACCGAGCGAAGAAUACAGAACUCACUAUUGACAUUGACGAAACGUUUGCGAAAACAGAUAGUGUUCUGGAUGCAUUGUUGCCACAUGUUGGUCACACUGCAACGCUGAAGCUCGAUCCUGGCAGCUCCCGUGAGCUCUCCCGUGAUUUGCAGUGGUACGACUCUCUCUUGACGUCGAAGCCCGCUCCGGUUCUACAAACGCUCGAAUUGGGCUCCAAUCGGAACGCCUACAAGGUCCCCUCGGAUAUCUUUUUGGGUAUCACUCCACAUUUGCGGUCGCUCUCUUUAAAUCACUGCCUCGUGGAUUUUUCAUCACCUCUAUUUCAAUGCGAGCUCAGACAUUUAACGUUACUCGAAACUCCGACCGUUGAUGGAAGUAAUCUCAUGCC
Heterobasidion irregulare TC 32-1 is the source of this 786-nucleotide messenger RNA. RefSeq lists its product as uncharacterized. The record is from RefSeq and is a predicted model, not a curated record. NCBI's taxonomy places the organism in Eukaryota, Fungi, Basidiomycota, Agaricomycetes, Russulales, Bondarzewiaceae. Gene Ontology annotation, molecular function: protein binding. The annotation marks the transcript as partial. The transcript has 3 exons.